CACAACAUGUAUUAAAAUUACUUUUGAUGUGCACCACAAUGGUAUUUAAAAAAUAGACAUUUACAAAAACGUGGAGUAACUUGAGUAAGCGAUACUAGCACGACUAUUACUAACACUGUACAUGUUUUUAGACAUGCAAAUGCAUUUACAGCAAAAACGGUUACACUUUCUUUUCAUAACACUGUGGAGAAAAAAAGACAAUUCCGUUUCAGAGACAAAAAAAUGUUUUUUUUUUGCGCCACGGCCGUCGUAUUCCAAUUUCGUCGUAAAUCCAAAACUUCUUGCGCCCUGCUUCUUUCACGGUUGCGUUUUUAAUUUGUGUAGGAAUUUUGAAAGUCACCUUUUAAAAUUAAGCUAUACUUUGGGAUAAGGUAUAUGGUACAAAUUAUGCAUACAUAUUACGUUGAAAAGCGUCAAAACAUUUAAUUAAAUACAUUCAUAGGCAAUGCAAUAUUUUCCUGUUGUCUAGCAUGGAACUACGAGCGAUGUAAAAACAAGCGUAAGUGAACGCAUCCAUGGUUAGCACGACAAGCUAGCAAUGGAGAAAUCUGAAGGGAAAGCAUGGAGGACUCCACGUGCCUGCAGCGACUACUGGAGUGAAUAUAGACACUGCAAGAGCUUGUGGAAUCGUUUCCAUCACUACUACACCUAUGGUACCUCUCCAUCCUGCUAUCAGUGGAAAGAGGACUAUUACAACUGUAAAGCGUGUGAGAAGAGCACAGGUGCUGAGGCCAAGGAAGCGCUGCAGAGAAGCGAAAGGAACAGAGUAGCAGAACAGAGAAAGUUCCCCCCGGUGUGGGAGCUGAGGCGAGACCCACCCAGCGACUGGCAUCUGCCACUCAACCAUGAAAAACCUCAGGACUCUUGAACAGUCAUACACAAAUGACGCGUGAAAUUCUGGGCUUCUAAAAGCACAACAUUGCUGCAUGUCCGAGCAAAAAAAUUACCUGAGGGGAGCAGACGUCCUCAGUGUCAUCACUGAAGUCAACCAGGGAACGUGAACGCCACCAUUUUCUACCGAUACACCACUAACAAGGCACAAACAUCAGGAAACACAAGGUAAGGCCAAACAAGCUGCAGAAGCAAUGGUCCAAGGAAUAACCUUUAGCCGCCAGGGCCUUGGCUUCCGUCAGAAAUCGCUUUCUAAACUCACCCCAUCGGAGCGGUCGGUCGAGAUAAAAUGCGACCUACAUAGCGAGUUAAAGCCGCAGCCAUGAUUUUCAGUUCACUCAAAGAACGGACUCACAAGAAAGGAAGAGAACUAUAAUUUCACAUGUACUCAACACAUCAUUACACUGGGCAAAGGCGCGGCGCUGGUUGAUGACGUACUAACUGACAGCAAGCGAACUUUCAUUUUGCUGGAGCAUAUUCGCGAAUUUUCAAAAGGAGCAUAAAUAAUAACCACUUGAAUUUUGUUCCACUUUUAUUUAGUAAUAUUGUUGUGGUGAUAUUUAGUGGACACCGCUGUGGAUUGGGAAUCGCGAAAAUCCGCGUUGAAAUAACAACCAUUAUAAAUCCCGUGAUUUUUUUU
This is a messenger RNA of Hippocampus zosterae (dwarf seahorse), 1531 nucleotides long. It is a transcript of the gene c6h22orf39, whose product is annotated as chromosome 6 C22orf39 homolog. NCBI's taxonomy places the organism in Eukaryota, Metazoa, Chordata, Actinopteri, Syngnathiformes, Syngnathidae. The record is from RefSeq and is a predicted model, not a curated record. The coding region runs from base 539 to 868 and encodes 109 amino acids. The transcript has 4 exons.